This is a messenger RNA of Trametes versicolor FP-101664 SS1, 1513 nucleotides long. RefSeq lists its product as uncharacterized. The transcript is spliced from 9 exons. Bases 1 to 1161 code for a protein of 386 amino acids. The record is from RefSeq and is a predicted model, not a curated record. NCBI's taxonomy places the organism in Eukaryota, Fungi, Basidiomycota, Agaricomycetes, Polyporales, Polyporaceae.
AUGCCUGUUUCGUAUGCCCCCGUUGAUUCUCAACAGUAUCCUCCAACCUACUCGGCCCCUGAGUAUGCCCGCGGCACACAAACCGAUGUCAGAGGGGACGCACGAUACCUCACCCGUACCCCCAGUCCGACCCCAUCAGAAGCAGAGGUCCUCAGUCCACAGAAGAAGAAACGACGCGGGUUUCUUCUGGCGCUUCUCAACCCCGAGACAUUCAAAGAUCCGAAGGAACUGAUUCGUCUCGUUAUCACUGUCGUCAUCAUCGCAAUCGUCGUCCUCUUCAUUGUGUACCAGCAAAAGAUUGUCGAAUGGUUGAGGCCAUUCGCAGACUGGAUGCGUAGGACGCCAGGCGGAUGGCUCAUUCCAAUCGCGAUCCUGAUUGUGAUGUCUUUCCCUCCUCUGUUUGGGCAUGAGAUCAUCGCCGUCCUCUGCGGAGACGUGUGGGGCAUCUGGAUCGGCUUCGGGAUCGUCGCCGCAGGCACCCUCUUCGGAGAGCUCGCGAACUACUUCGUGUUCCGGUGGUUCUGCAUGGCGCGCGGCAAGAAAUGGGAAGAGAAGAAGCUGCAGUAUGCGUUGCUUGCGGAGGUCGUCCGUCAGGGCGGCUUCUUGAUCGCGGUCAUUAUUCGGUUUUCUGCUAUCCCCGGACAUUUCACCACCGCCGUGUUCGCGUCGUGCGGAAUGGGUGUGUUCACGUUCCUGGGCGCAGCUACCCUCUCCCUACCGAAGCAGCUCGCGACAGUCUACCUCGGCGCCGCGCAGAGCACCGAUAACGUGUCCAAAAAGACGAAGACAAUCAAGACCAUCGUGAUCAUCAUCACCAUCGUCGUGACCAUCUUCGCGAUGCACUACGUGAAGGUGCAGACCGAGAGGAUCAAGGAGGAGGUCAUUUACCGCCGGCGCAAAGCGAGACAGGCGAAGCUGCGCGCUGCGGCCGGUUUGGAGCCCGACCCGGAGAGCGCGUUCGCGCACGACGUCGCGGACCCGCUGCUCGGCCGCCCGACCGAGACUGUCCAGCUCGACGGCGUCAGGCUGGAGGUGCCCACGCCGCAGCACGCGCCGUCGCACGGGUACGCGUACGCGCCGCCGCCAGGGCCGCCACCGCCGGCUCCUGGAACAUGGCAGCCAGACGUGUACCGCGGUGCGAGCCCUGCGGCAAGAGGGUGAAAGGCGCGCGCGCAUAUUGUUGGGUUCGCGCUUUCGAGUAUGGACGAUGGCUGGGGCUGUCGGUGAUGGGGGUCGCUGCCGGGGUUGGUCGUAGCUACACAGGCGAAGCGCGUGUAACUUAUGCACGUAGGUGGAUGGUGUCAGUUAGGAGAUGACGCUGUACGGUGGUCUCGCCUUCCUCGGACAUGGACUAGACUUCUAUACUGUACCGCGAUGCCUUGAUGCUUAUAGCCUUGUACAAUAGCUAGGAUGCUCAGGUGUCGUAAUACGAUUGACCUGUCGAGCCGCUCCAUCAGCGGGACCGCAGGUGAAGGUAUAUCCUGUUGCAAUGUACAGGUUGUAUGACAAGUGC